Sarcophilus harrisii (Tasmanian devil) is the source of this 2869-nucleotide messenger RNA. It is a transcript of the gene THUMPD3, whose product is annotated as THUMP domain containing 3. Gene Ontology annotation, biological process: tRNA methylation. Gene Ontology annotation, molecular function: tRNA (guanine) methyltransferase activity; RNA binding. The transcript has 10 exons. Lineage: Eukaryota; Metazoa; Chordata; Mammalia; Dasyuromorphia; Dasyuridae. Bases 176 to 1744 code for a protein of 522 amino acids. The record is from RefSeq and is a predicted model, not a curated record.
AAACAGUGUGAAAAGAACCCGAACCUUCCGCUUCCAGGGCGCCUAGCGUUAUGACCCGGAAGUGCCGGCUCGCCUGAAGAUGUAACCGGAAGGAGUUCUUCGGUCGUCAGGCGUUAAGCGCCACCAGCAGUCCACAGCCGAGAGCAGGAGGGACCCCUCGUGAAGAGGUGCCGGCAUGUUUGAGCUCGAAGCAGCCUGCGAGCAGCUCAGUGACGUGAGCCUGGAGGAGAAGCAGGCGCCCGCCGAGGGGAGUAUGGAGAGCUGCCCGGACUUCGGCCUCGACCCCAAUCCCAGGCCCGGGUCUGGGCCCGGGCCCGGCCCCGACCAGCUCUGCGUUACGAUUGGGGCCACUGUGCCUACCGGCUUUGAGCAGACGGCCGCCGAUGAAGUAAGGGAGAAACUGGGUUCGCAGUCCAGAAUCAGCAAAGACCGAGGCAAAAUAUACUUUGACAUUUCAGUGGAGAGUCUGUCCAAGGUUCAUAGUCUAAGAUCAGUUGAUAAUUUAUUUGUUGUUGUUCAGGAGUUUAGAGAUUAUCAAUUCAAAGAAACCAAGGAAGAUGUUCUAAAGGAUUUUGAAGAUUUGGCUGGGAAGCUUCCUUGGUCAGACCCUUUAAAAGUAUGGAAAAUCAAUACCAGCUUUAAGAAAAAAAAGACAAAACGCAAAAAAUUAACUCAACAAAAUACUGUAUUCAAAGAAAAGGUGGAUGAUGGACAAGGAGACAUGGGAGAUGAGAAGCAGCUCACCAAUCAUACUAUGGAGGCAGUCUUAGAAACCAUUGAAAACCAAGAUGGUACCAUUGAUGAAACUCCCAUUUUAACUUACAAUAAAAAAGUUUCAGAAAAACCAUCUGCCAUUGAGAACAAAAGAGUUAAUGAGAUCCCCAGAGAUGAAGCUGAACCGCAAGUGCUCAAGUUCAGAGUCACAUGCAACAGGGCAGGUGAAAACCAUAGCUUUACAUCCAAUGAAGCAGCAAGAGAUUUUGGGGGAGCUGUUCAGGACUAUUUCAAAUGGAAGGCUGAUAUGACCAACUUUGAUGUGGAGGUUCUCUUAAAUGUCCAUAAUAAUGAAAUAGUUGUGGGCAUUGCAUUGACAGAAGAGAGUCUCCAUCGAAGAAAUAUUACACAUUUUGGUCCUACAACUCUAAGAUCCACUCUUGCUUAUGGCAUGCUCAGGCUUUGUUCUCCUCAGCCUACUGACAUAAUAGUAGAUCCAAUGUGUGGAACAGGUGCCAUACCAAUAGAGGGGGUUGCUGAAUGGCCUAAUUGUUAUCAUAUUGCUGGUGAUAAUAAUCCCCUGGCUGUGAAAAGAGCAGCAAAUAACAUCUUGUCGUUAUUGACAAAGAGUCAGAUUAAAGAAAGUAAAGCAUUCUGGGGCCUGCCCAUAGAUGCUAUUCAGUGGGAUAUCUGCAAUCUGCCUUUGAGGACUGGUUCUGUGGAUAUUCUCGUCACAGAUAUGCCAUUUGGAAAGAGGAUAGGAUCUAAGAAGAAAAACUGGAAUCUCUAUCCAUCUUGUCUCCAGGAGAUGAGCCGUGUUUGCAGACCUGGGACAGGCCGAGCUGUGCUACUUACUCAGGACAGGAAAUGUUUUUCCAAGGCAUUAUCCAGAAUGGGGCAUGUAUGGCGGAAGGUGCAUACUGUUUGGGUGAACAUAGGAGGUCUUCAUGCUGCAGUUUAUCUUCUCAAACGUACCAGUCAAGUAUUCAUUCACCCAUCAGAGCUAGAGCAUGAAAAAGGAACAUCUUGAGGAAAAUUAAGACUGGCUUUUCUUCAUGUCUUUGUCUUUGAAAAUUAUGUUUAAUGUGCCUCCCACCACUGAAAACAUCUGAGACAACAUGAGGAAAUGGAUAUAAAAUAUGCAGAAAUAGUAACAAAAGUCUAAUUUGGCACUGCAUCCAAACUAGUCUGAAGAUAAUCCUGUAACAGGAAUGUAGCAGGUGAAUAUUGCUAUUAGUAAACUUAAGUCACAUUUCCCCAACAAACUAAGGAGUAGCUGUGUAACUUCUUUUUGUCUUAAGAUGGCCUUAAGAUGUUGAGAGAUUGCUUAAGUGUUUUUCUCACGUUUACAACAUUUUCUGUUUUAGGUCUACCUCCACAGGGCAGAUUUUCCAUUGUAGUUCUUGGGAAAGAUACCUAUCACAGUGCCUCCGUUUACAAUUCAGUAAAGAAAUAGCCUUACUUUAAGUGGCACUCAUUCUUUCUUGUUACCUCAACAUUAGUUCAUUUUUAGACAGUAUGCACAUUACUACUCUGGAGCAAGAAGAAUGAAGAAGUCACAGGACAUUGAGGGAAAUUUGCCAUCUGCCUUACAAAAUGAAAUUAAACUAUACUAUGCUGUUUGCCUGAGUAAUUUAGUUUUUUUUUUUUUUUAAGGUGGUGACUAACUUGUGCUAAACUAUUUGUUUUGUAACAAAAUGCAUUUUAACAUAAGUCAUGGGACCAUGGGAUUCAAAUUACAUAAAACUAAUUUUGUUUUUAAGUAUAAGUGUAUAUUUGAGUUGUACAGAUACCAAAGUUGAUGGGGCACAUAUAUGUCACUUUAUCAGGCUCUAUUUGACACUGGAAAGCAUUUUUGGUCACUUUAAAGGAAGAACAUUAUAUAAUUUGGGGGUUCUUUAGUUGCCUUUUCUCCAUAAUGAGCAGUAUUUUUGUUGGCAUAUAUUUCUCACUGCAAACUACACAAGUCUGUACAACUGAAUACCUCCCACUCAAAGCAGAUGAGAGUGAAUCCUUCCCACAAACCAUGUAAUUGGUCAGGGUUGGUAUAAGUUAAUUUAUGUUCAAUCAUUUCCCAUCAGUUUCCAGAUGUAUUCAACUUAAUCUUUUUAUGCCAUGUUACCAUAAUAAAGUUUUACUUACCUUUUUGAUGUCA